This is a messenger RNA of Thermothielavioides terrestris NRRL 8126, 1347 nucleotides long. RefSeq lists its product as uncharacterized. Bases 143 to 1213 code for a protein of 356 amino acids. Gene Ontology annotation, biological process: phospholipid metabolic process. Gene Ontology annotation, molecular function: phosphatidate phosphatase activity. Lineage: Eukaryota; Fungi; Ascomycota; Sordariomycetes; Sordariales; Chaetomiaceae. The transcript has 4 exons. The record is from RefSeq and is a predicted model, not a curated record.
UCGACAGUUGCCGUUGUGAACGUGUCCCUACACAACGGUCCCCGAGCUUGCUCACCCUCGAUCCAGGACAAUCUACCAGAACUGCACCACCCCAAUGCUCUGGACCCUGUUCAAAGCCAUUCGACGGCGGUGACUACUCGCCAUGGCGCCCCCCAGGGCCAACCCGACAGGGAACUCGGGCCGCGGAGCCCUGGCGGCGUUCUCGAGGUUCUGGCAUCGAACGUAUGCCUCGGAUUACAUAGGCUUUGUCGUGCUCCUGACCGCCUACCUCCUGGUCCAAUUCCUCGUCGAGCCCUUCCACCGCAUGUUUUCCAUCAGCGACCUGCGCAUCUCCUUCCCCUACGCCGAGGUCGAACGCGUGCCCACGUCCCACUCCUUCAUAUACUCCCUCUUCCUCCCGCUGGCCGUCGUGCUGGUUACCAACCUGCUCACGCGCGCGCCGGCGCACAAGCACCACGUCGCGGUCCUGGGCCUGGCCAUCUCGCUGGUGCUGACGUCGCUGCUGACCGACGUGCUCAAGAACGCGGCCGGCCGCCCGCGGCCGGACCUGCUGGCGCGGUGCGCGCCGGCGCCGGGCACCCCGCGCGACGCGCUCGUCUCGCUGGCCGCGUGCACCACCACCGGCACGAAGGACAGCAGACGCCGCCUGCACGACGGCUGGCGCUCGUUCCCCUCGGGCCACAGCUCGUUUGCGUUCGCCGGGCUAGGGUAUCUCAGUUUGUUUUUGGCGGGUCAGCUGCGUGUUUUUGCGCGUGUGGGGGGAUACGAUUACGACCACGAUCACGAUCACGACGACGGGAAUGAUGGUCUCGCGGGUGGGGAAGGGCCAGGGAUUAGUCGACGUGGGAGCAUGGCGCAACAGCACGCGGAGCACGUCGUCCGCGGGGACCUGCUGCGCGCGCUGGUCUGCCUGGCGCCGCUGCUCGGCGCGACCAUGAUCGCCGUCAGCCGGUGCCAGGACUACCGGCACGAUGUGUACGAUGUGAGCGUGGGCGCCGUGCUGGGGUGGACGGUCACGUAUUGGAGCUACCGGCGGUACUGGCCGCGGCUGAGCAGUGGGCGGUGUGAUACGCCGUAUGCGGGCCCGCCGGCGGCCGAGGUUGCGGGCAGGUAUGGAAGGCUACGGGAUGAGGAGGAAGGGCUGGUCAGGGCCGCGGCGGGGAGAAGGAGUGGAGGUGUUGUACAAGCGGAGCUGGACGAGUUGCCAAGGUGAGCCGUGCUGACCUUGCUCAUCGAUAGGCGACCGGUUGAUGUCGUGAGCGUGGGCUGGACAAACUGCUGUCGGAGCAAUUUGUAGGUUUGCGGAGCACCCUGGACAAGGAAUGAGGAGAGGUCGGGUCGCCCAAC